Molecule: messenger RNA, 1944 nt
Organism: Lycium barbarum (goji berry)
Lineage: Eukaryota; Viridiplantae; Streptophyta; Magnoliopsida; Solanales; Solanaceae
Product: WRKY transcription factor 55
Exons: 4
Coding region: 770-1861 (363 amino acids)
Biological process (GO): regulation of DNA-templated transcription
Molecular function (GO): DNA-binding transcription factor activity; sequence-specific DNA binding
Source: RefSeq, a predicted model, not a curated record
ACUAACCUCGUCAUUAACAAUUUUUAACGAAGAAUUCGUUUUAUGUGAUAUAUCAUUUGUUUGGAUACAAAUUACAAUGCAAACUCGAUACAUAGUAAUUGUGGUGAACAAAAAACGUUAAGUAAAAUAUAUAUUUAUACUUGGAAUUUAAUUCUACAAAAAAAAAAAAAAAUCUCAUAUAAAACUUAUAAAUUUGAAUUCUUACAAUAUCAUUUUAUGUAAUAGAAUGGUGUCAAAUAUUUAAGGACGUUACGUUAAAGUAGAAAGAACACCAUCAUCAUAUAUAUAAGUUGGACGAGGGAGAGAGUAAUUACCAACCAAAUUCGUAGAGAAUAAAUUGCAUAUAGAGGAAAAAAAAAAAAAAAAAAAAGGAAGUCACAUCUUCAAAGUUGGGGAAAAUUCUUCACAACACCAAAUAUGGUCCAAAAGAUUGGUUUUCAAUGAGGACCAGUCUUCUCGUAGACCUGAGAAAAAAAACCUCAGUUUAUACUAAUUUGUAGACCAUGACUUGGUCUUAUAAUAAUAAUUUUUCCCUAAGCUUCUAUGAAAUCUUAGUAUACUUACCGUGUUCAACAGAUACAAAUACUUUGAAAACACAAUCUUCUUUUUCAUAUAUAAUACUCUAGCAAGCCCACCUAGAUAAUCCCCUUAAAUUCUCCUCAAAUCACUUCCAUUUAUGUUGUCUUGAACAAGUUAAAAUCUCCAUAAACCAUUUUGAACAAACAAUACCAGCCAAGUAGUUAACUCUUCGUAAAAGGGACAUAUAUACAUGGAUGAGACAACUGCUAUAAUGCUUUAUGGGUGUAAACUGGGUAAAGAGCUGGAAGCCAACUUACCAAACUGGGCAAACCAACGAGGUGUCAUAUUAAGUAAAACAGAAGAAAUCCUCGCCGUAUUUAAUAAUGUAAAAGAAAGAUUAAUGAGCCAUCAUCAGCAUCAGCAACAGGUGGUUCAAGAAUGGCUGAGUAGUAGUGCUGCAACUACUCAGGCACUAGAAUUGUUCCAUGCAGCAGAGAAUAUGUCAGCAUUCGCCGCGCAUGGGCUGCCACCGGAAAGUGAUCAAAUGGGGUUGCAACAUCAGGUGGCGGGUCAGAAUCAGGUCAUGGAUGCAUCUCAUGAUUCGAAUAGAGCUGCUGGUUCUUCUUCCUCUCAAAGGCAACGAAGAAGGUGCAGAACGGGAGAUACAGACAGAAGAACAGUGAGGAUGGCUGCUCCUAGAAUGGGAAAUCUUGAACUCCCACCUGAAGAUGGUUAUACUUGGAGAAAAUAUGGUCAGAAAGAGAUUCUUGGAUCUAGGUUCCCAAGGGCUUAUUAUAGAUGCACCCACCAAAAGUUAUACAAUUGUCCAGCCAAGAAGCAAGUCCAACGCCUUGAUAAUGAUCCUUACGUAUUCGAAGUAACAUACAGAUCUCAACACACGUGUUAUAUGUCCGCCACAGCUCCCACCGUGCCUCCUCAGUCCGUGGAAGAGAUAACUCAUCAAACCACCACAACUCUGCCUCCAGCGCCGCUGCUGUUGCCUCCACCAACUUCAGCCUCCUUAAGCGAGCAUUGGCUCUCCAUGGAUAUUAAGCCACAAGGAGAAGCUGGCCCAAGCACUACUAGUACUCCAUUUGACAUACAAAGGGAUUUUGGGCAUGGUACUGGUGGUUCACUAGCUAGCAUAUGCAAUGUGGUGAACACCGGCAGCGGUGGUGCGGGGCCCUCCGGUGGUAGAUAUGGGAGGGAAGUUGAUCACUACCAGCCGGUGGUGGAUAUGGCGGACGCCAUGUUUAAUUCUGGGAGUAGCAGCAACACUAGCAUGGACAUCAUCUUUCCUUCUAUUGAUGAAAAAUGGGACACGGCAGAUAAGAAAGAAUAGUUCAUAUAAUACGGCUAGCUAAUUAAUUAAUUAAUUAAACACGACGACAAAGUCUUAUUAAUUGUUUAUGGGAACUUAGGUUA